This is a messenger RNA of Polyodon spathula (Mississippi paddlefish), 2880 nucleotides long. Its product is annotated as leucine-rich repeat-containing protein 49-like. The record is from RefSeq and is a predicted model, not a curated record. Gene Ontology annotation, biological process: mRNA splicing, via spliceosome. Gene Ontology annotation, molecular function: U2 snRNA binding. The transcript has 10 exons. Lineage: Eukaryota; Metazoa; Chordata; Actinopteri; Acipenseriformes; Polyodontidae. The coding region runs from base 1 to 1419 and encodes 472 amino acids.
AUGGCAGCUAAAGAGUUGACUUUUGAAGACAUCGUCUGCCUCUUCGAUUCCCUGUCCCUCACUGAGGUCUCCCUGGAUGAGAAUCCCAUAGCUCAGGAGUCAUGGUACAAGCAGACUGCCCUGCGCUACAUGGUGCAACUACGACAUCUGGACAUGAAAAGAAUUACGGACGAAGAACGCCACAUGGCAUCAGUCGUAGCAAGGAAGGAGGAAGAGAAGAAGAAGGAGGGACACAAGCAAGCCAUUCAAAAGGAGAAGCGGCGGCUUGCAAUUCGGAAUGCAGCUUCACAGUGGGAGACUCUAAUUCAGAAGCGCAGCAGCAUUGGAAAGAGCUUUCUGGAGCUCCCUGCUCAGAAUGGCAGUAAGGAGCAGGUCAGUCCUGUCAACGGGACUCCCACUGAACUCUUCACAGAGGAGCCCAGGAGGUUAAGUCCAGCUGGCAGUGCAGAGAGGUUACCUGGGGGGAGAGAGGGCAGCGAGAGACAACCCAGAGCCCCAAGCAGACCCAACAGCCCCCGGGAUGCCAAAUCCUCAGAGGGGGCGGGGGGCCCCAGUGUGCAAUGUCUGUCCAUGUUGGACUCACACCUGGCAGAGCUGGAUGGUGAAACACUGAGGCUGUUUGGUUUUGGGGCUCUGGAGGCACUGGAGCGAGGUUGGGGGGUGCAGACUGCGAGCGCCGUGACCGCCAUCUCCUUUCGCUACAUUGAGUAUGACGCCAUCGCGCCCACGCUGCCCCGCAUAUGCGUCAAGUUCCCUAAUUUAACGCACUUGAUCUUCUCUGAGACCAAUGUCCACCGGCUGUCCCAGCUGGCCGCUGUGGCUCAGGUCCGGCGGCUUGACCAGCUGACUGUCCACCCUGAGGGGAACCCAGUGGUCAGCUUGGCGCUCUGGAGGUCCUUCGCCAUCUUCCGGCUCGGCCACUUGCAGAGUAUCAACGGGGAGGAGGUCACCAUGAAUGACAUGAUAAUGGCAGAAAGGCUGUUUGGAACUCUGGCUCACGUCGCUGCUGCUGAAACUCCACACUAUCGCCUGCUCCUGCUGCUGGGAGAAUCCAGGAAGCAUCAGCUGCAGUUCCUGCUGGAGGGCCAGGGGCAAAAGGCGGGCCUGAGCCCUGUGGAGCUGCGAGAAAACAGGAAGCUGCUGGGAGAGAGGCUGGACCGAGCCAUCUUCAACUACCCUAGCAGAGACGGGGACACGGACAGGAGCGAGAAAGCUGCUCGCCAGGAGAGGGCGCAAGUGAGCCGGUGCUAUGUGCAGGGGCUGGUGCAGGAAGCAGCAAGCACCAAUCUGAAAGGAGAAUCUCUUCACAAGCUGUGGUCAUCACUGUUCAUGGAGCUGGUCCGAGACAGUGUGGUGGAAAUGAGAGACCGCCCAACCUUCCGCAGAGUCUGCCUUCAGAGGAUCUCAGAGACCAAAUAACACCCAGCUGCUCCACACACCACACCCAGCUUGCUCACACCACACCCAGCUUCAUCACACCACACCCAGCCUCCUAACAUCACAGCUUCCUCACACCACACCUACCAUGCUCCUCACACCACACCCAGCAGCUCCUCACACUACACCCAGCCUCCUCCUCACAUCACACCCAGCAGCUCCUCACACUACACCCAGCAGCUCCCCACACCAUACCCAGCAGCUCCUCACACUACACCCAGCAGCUCCUCACACCACACCCAGCAGCUCCUCACGCCACACCCAGAAGCUCCUCACACCACACCCAACAGCUCCUCACACCACACUUAGCCUGCUCCUACAACCACUUCCAGCGUCCUCACACCACACACCAGGGACGAAUGUGCCACCUUUUGUUUUCAGCAUCAAAACUUUCCUGAACAAACAUACUGUGUUCGGACAUUAAGGAUUUCUGACAAAACCAUUAUAAAGCGUCUUCCACUAGUCCUGCUGCUGCUUCUUCUGUGAAAGGACUGAAAAAGAACUCUCGCCUUCGUACAUCUCCUUCUGCUAUGUGUUUAUCCCCAGACAUGUGGAUAACAUAGGGUUGUAUGAGCAAUGGAGGGCAGAGAUAUUCACCCCAUGUCCAAAAUAUAACCAGAAAAGUAAAGCUAUUUUAAACAGGUCAGUUUGUGCAAGUAAGAGGCUUGAGUGGUACUCGCAGAACUUCAGAUAUGUCCGGAUAUCAGACCUGUCUGAGCAACUGAAUUCAUGUUACCUUGUAGAACAUGUUAAAGCAUGCACAGCUAACAAAAUAUGUAUGUAUUACCAUAACUUAGAUCUCAUAUUUUCAUAUAUGAAAGAUGCACACAUUGGGCUAAAUCCUCAAAGCUGUUUAUUCCAAUUUGUCAUUCACACAUUUUUUUUUUUUUUUCAGAAAGGAGAAACACAACACAAUAAAGUUACCAAACCUGAAAUAAACAACCAAGGCUUUUAAAUAAGGGGCUUGAUGAAGUAACACAUUGUUUCUUAUUUGGGUUAGACGUUUCAUUGGUGUUUUUUUUUCUAUUUUGAAUUGUGUUUUGCUGAUGACAAUUUAAAGUAAGUAGCUUUGCAAAUCAGGCCCAUUAUUAUUCAAAACAGUUUUUAAAUAUGUUAUCUACAACCAGGACCAAUAUCCUAAUUCUUGAUAAGAUUCCCUUUUGCAAUUUAUUAUAUUUAAAACAGGAUUCUUUUUACUUCUCGAUGACGUGGUGUUUUGUAGAUUGGUGAUUGACCUGAUUAAAGGGCAGGGCUCUGUGAUAAGGAUCCUGGCUGUGUCUACAGUAAGUUUCCAUUGCGUCUUGCUCAGACCCCAGGUUAUCUAUAGAUCCUGCUAUUAGAUACCAAUGGGUUGCUCAGACUGCCUGACAACUUGUUUUAAACCAUUUCUUUUCUGAUUUUUUAAUCCAUUUCUUUUCUGUUUCACAUAGUUUUAAUAUAAAA